This is a messenger RNA of Paramecium tetraurelia, 1503 nucleotides long. RefSeq lists its product as uncharacterized. NCBI's taxonomy places the organism in Eukaryota, Ciliophora, Oligohymenophorea, Peniculida, Parameciidae. The transcript has a single exon. The record is from RefSeq and is a predicted model, not a curated record.
AUGCUUCAAAUCAUUAAAUGCCUCCUAAUAGCUUAAACAAUGUACCUCACAUAUGCAGAUAUUGGAUAUAAAAUAUAAUGGGAAGACAACAAUUGGAUGAAUUGUGAAACCAAAACCUAAAUUUAACCUACAAAGUGUUCUGAAGAUGAAUUGCAUUGGGAAGAAUGCUAUAAAGUUCCAAAUGAAGGUCUUUGUACAAUUAAUGAUAUUAAAACAACAUUUUAAGGAGAAUUAUACUUUUACAUUGCUUUCGAACUUGGAUCGAGAGAUGAUAUAAUACAUUAAUAUGAUAUUGAAAUAAAUAGGAAUAGAUAUUAAUGGUUAUAAUAAGCAAUUUAAAGUUUAAAGUUGGACUCAAACUCGAUUAGCAUUAAGAUAAUAACUCCAGGUUUAGUGAUAUCUGGUUUAACAAUAAGGAAUACACCAUUUUCUAAUAAUUCUACUUGUGACGACACUUCUUUUUAUUUCAAUUACCAAUGCUUACCUGAGUAUUGCUUAGACUAAAUCUCUUCAAUCAAUUCUAGCACUCACACUGGUUCAACUAGUUAAAUUGAUCAAAUUACUAAUAAUUUAUAAAUAAUAUCCACCUUUAGCAUACCUUUAAUCUACUGUUUGGUUCCUAAGGUUUAUUUAACUAAAUCUAUUGAAGAUAACACAAUAACAACUAUAUUACCAGAUGAAUAAGUUAAUUUAGAUGAUAAUGAUAACAGAGUCUUAUAUUAUUAUUUGACUCCAAGCCAAUAUUAGAACUGCGAAAACUUUUAAACCUAAGAAGCGAUUGUUUAUUAAUGUUAUAUAGGAAUAGCCCUUGCAGUCAAUAAAGUAACUUAAUACUUACUGAUGUUGAUUUCCCAGAUAAUAGUUUAAAAGUCUACAAAUGCAUACACAAAUUCUAUUUAGACUUUCGAGAUACCAACUUCAAAUUCUGAAUCUUUUACAAUUGGACCCAUUAUUAUUUUCAGUGAUGCUUCAAACUCCAUCGUUGAUACAAACAGUAUGCUCAUCUAAACUACUUAGACUAUUAUAGAUCCAAAUUAUCAAGAUUAUUAAAUACAUUUCUUAAAUGCAAAGAUGACUCAAAAUUCAAAUACUAUUGAUUUGAAAUUAGAAGAGGAGCAAUAAACAGGAUCAAUAAAAGUGAUUACUCUAUCCUAUGAUAGCAACAAUUUUGAUCAAUAAUAAAAUUAUUCCAUCUCUAUAAGAUCCUCUUUGACAAUGAAUUCUACGAGAAGAUUGUUAGGACAGAGAAAUAUUAUUCCACAACUAUAAAUACGCAGUAGUGUUGAUGGAAAUAAAGUAGAAUAUUAAAAGAUUAAAAUUUAUUCAAACCAGGAGUCUACUCUUUAGGGAGGAUAUCUGGCUUUGAUUUUUAUUGCUGUUCUACUAUUUUCAUUGCUUUUCAUAAUAGUCACAAUCUUACUAUUACAAAAAGUAGAUGAUAAAUACUUCAAAAUAAAGUAAAAUGAAGAUAAGAAAACUCCAACAGAUAUAUAAUCCAAUUGA